Molecule: messenger RNA, 8396 nt
Organism: Nerophis lumbriciformis (worm pipefish)
Lineage: Eukaryota; Metazoa; Chordata; Actinopteri; Syngnathiformes; Syngnathidae
Gene: kif1b
Product: kinesin family member 1B
Biological process (GO): microtubule-based movement
Molecular function (GO): microtubule motor activity; microtubule binding; ATP binding
Source: RefSeq, a predicted model, not a curated record
UCUCCCUCUCCGCUUCGCUGCAGAAUAGAUAGACGUCCCCGUUUUUAAGGCAUUACGGGAAAACAAGGCCCGACAAGGAGGCCUUGGUCGAGAGUUCCCGGCGCAGGAUACCGCUAUAAUGGGCUUUUUCUACGCAAGUGGACUUUACGACAGUUUUCCUGCUUGCGCAUUUUGAUAGAAAAACAACACGUUUGACGCCCGCUAGCUAAACAGUCGCCGCUGUCCUAUGGUGUUGGCGCUGCUGAACUGAGACGCUUCUAAGGGGGGACAUACGCCACAAUUCACCGGGAGGUUGCCCGAAAACUGCAAACAUGUCCGGGGCUUCGGUAAAAGUCGCCGUCCGAGUUCGACCCUUCAACUCCAGGGAGACGAGCAAGGAUUCAAAAUGUAUCAUUCAGAUGCAAGGCAACACUACGACUAUUCUCAAUCCCAAAGCCCCAAAGGAACCAGCAAAGACCUUCAGUUUUGAUUAUUCCUACUGGUCCCACACAACGCCGGAAGACCCCUGCUUUGCCGCACAGAACCAAGUGUACAAUGACAUUGGCAAGGAAAUGCUGCAGCACGCCUUUGAAGGUUACAAUGUGUGCAUCUUUGCGUAUGGCCAGACUGGAGCUGGUAAAUCCUACACCAUGAUGGGAAAGCAGGAGGAGGGACAGGAAGGAAUCAUUCCCAUGCUUUGUGAAGAUCUCUUUGAGAAAAUCAAUGAAGACAACAACAAAGAGAAGCUCUCCUACUCUGUUGAGGUUAGUUACAUGGAGAUCUACUGUGAGCGGGUGCGUGAUCUCCUCAACCCCAAGAACAAAGGGAAUCUACGGGUGAGAGAACAUCCUCUUUUAGGCCCCUAUGUGGAGGACCUCUCGAAACUGGCCGUGACCUCCUACACUGACAUCGCUGACCUCAUGGAUGCGGGCAAUAAGGCAAGAACUGUGGCAGCCACCAACAUGAAUGAGACCAGCAGCAGGUCCCAUGCAGUUUUCACUAUUGUCUUUACUCAGAAGAAACACGACAGCGAGACAGACCUUUCCACUGAAAAGGUCAGUAAAAUUAGUCUAGUGGACUUGGCAGGGAGCGAACGAGCAGAUUCCACCGGCGCUACAGGUACCAGGCUAAAGGAAGGCGCAAACAUCAACAAAUCCCUAACCACUUUAGGAAAGGUCAUCUCUGCCCUGGCUGAAGUGGAUAACAGUACCAGCAAGAGCAAGAAGAAGAAGAAGACUGAUUUCAUCCCAUACAGAGACUCUGUCUUGACAUGGCUGCUAAGGGAGAACCUUGGUGGAAACUCCAGAACCGCAAUGGUAGCUGCGCUUAGUCCUGCUGAUAUCAAUUAUGAUGAAACUCUUAGCACACUGCGGUAUGCUGAUCGCGCAAAGAACAUUAAAUGCAAUGCUGUCAUCAAUGAAGAUCCAAACAAUAAACUGGUGCGGGACCUUAAGGAUGAAGUGGCUCGACUGAAGGAGCUGCUGCGUGCACAAGGACUGGGAGACAUCUUGGAUAUUGAUCCUGUGGGGAAUGAUUGCCCAGGAAGUGAAAUCAAAUGUGACAGUUCUCAAAGCAUUACAAUGCCACUGCUCAGUUGUCAAACAGAGGUUCAGAGCUACAGACCAAAAGACCUCAAAGACAUUCACAACAAUAAGAAUAGAUACUUGAUAGCCUCAGAGAACCAACGCCCUGGCCAUUUCUCCACAGCCCCUAUCGGUUCCUUGACAGCUUCACCGUCCUCUGGCUCACUGUGCAACCAGGGGGCUCUGCAGUCGGUCACCAGCAUCCAAGAGCGUAUCAUGUCCACUCCCGGUGGAGAGGAAGCUAUUGAAAGACUCAAGGAGUCUGAAAAGAUAAUUGCUGAGCUCAAUGAAACCUGGGAAGAGAAGCUGCGAAAGACUGAAGCAAUACGCAUGGAGAGGGAGGCCUUGCUUGCAGAAAUGGGUGUGGCAAUACGUGAAGAUGGAGGCACUUUGGGUGUCUUCUCUCCUAAAAAGACUCCUCACCUGGUGAACUUGAAUGAGGAUCCUCUCAUGUCAGAGUGUCUGCUCUACUACAUCAAAGAUGGAGUUACAAGGGUGGGACAGGCUGACACCGAAAGACGACAGGAUAUAGUUUUAAGUGGCGCUCACAUCAGGGAGGAGCACUGCAUUUUCCACAGCGAGAGAAAUGCCAAUGGGGAUGUUAUAGUCAUGCUUGUGCCCUGUGAGAGAUCAGAGACUUACGUCAACGGCAAGCGUGUUGAAGAUGCGAUCCAACUGCGCUCAGGAAACCGUAUCAUUAUGGGAAAGAACCACGUGUUUCGCUUCAACCACCCCGAGCAAGCCAGGGCGGAGAGGGAGAAAACACCAACGGCUGAGACCCCUGUGGAACCAGUGGACUGGACCUUUGCUCAGAGAGAGCUUUUGGAGAAACAGGGAAUUGACAUGAAGCAAGAAAUGGAAAAAAGGCUCACUGAGAUGGAAAUCCUAUACAAAAAGGAGAAAGAGGAAGCAGACCAACUUCUGGAGCAGCAGAGAUUGGUAUAUGAGAGUAAACUGCAAGAACUUCAAAAACAGGUUGAGACUCGUUCCCUGGUUGCCGAAACACCUGAUGAGGAAGAACUCGAGGAGCAGGAGGAAGAAGAAGUGCCGUGGACUCAGCACGAGUUCGAGCUGGCUCAGUGGGCCUUCAGGAAGUGGAGGUUCCACCAGUUUACGUCACUCCGGGACCAACUUUGGGGGAACGCCGUCUAUCUGAAGGAAGCCAACGCCAUCAGUGUAGAAUUAAAGAAAAAAGUCCAGUUCCAGUUUGUCUUGUUGACAGACACAUUGUACUCUCCGCUGCCUCCUGAGCUGCUACCCUCGGAACCUGGGAAGGAACGUGACUCCAGGACUUUCCCUCGCACGGUGGUGGCUGUUGAAGUUCAGGACCUGAAGAAUGGAGCAACACACUACUGGUCCCUUGAUAAACUCAAGCAGCGCCUCGACCAAAUGAGGGAGAUGUAUGACCGUGCAGGAGAAAUGGCUUCCACGCAUCAGGAGGAGUGUGGUGAAGGCACUUUGACUGGAAAUGACCCUUUCUAUGACCGCUUCCAUUGGUUUAAGCUUGUGGGGAGCUCCCCCAUCUUCAACGGUUGCGUUAAUGAGCACCUGGCCGACCGCACGCCCUCGCCUACCUUCUCCACCACCGACUCGGAGAUAACCGAACUGGCCGACGAACGCCAGAGCGAGAUGUCUGACCUGAUUGACGACGAGGCGUUCGUGGACGACACCAGCUCAGACGCCGGCACGGAGGAGGGAUCUGACAUCUUCAGUGACGGCCAGGACCCGUUCUAUGACCGCUCCCCCUGGUUCAUCCUGGUGGGAAGAGCUUUCGUGUACCUGAGCAACCUGCUUUACCCCGUGCCGCUGGUGCACCGUGUUGCCAUAGUAACAGAGAAAGGUGACGUGCGAGGAUUCCUGCGUGUGGGGGUUCAGGCUAUAGCUGCUGACGAGGAGGCCCCAGACUACGGGUCUGGAGUGAGACAGUCUGGUACUGCCAAGAUCUCCUUUGAUGAUGAAUACUUCACAAAAAAUGAUUACCAAUCCCCAGUUAUGACUCACUCUGGAUUAUCCCUGGAAGAACUGCGCAUUGUGGAGGGCCAGGGUCAGAGUUCGGAGAUCAACACCCCCUCAGAAGAGCUCAACAGAAUCAAUGACAUGGAGCUCAAGCUGGAUAACAUUCCGGAGACCAAGAUGUCUUGUGAUGACGGUCUACCCGGCCAGUUGGAAAUAGGCAGCACUUUCACCUUCCGUGUGACUGUGCUCCAGACCACCGCCAUCCCUCCAGAGUACGCUGACAUCUUCUGCCAGUUCAAUUUCCUGCAUCGUCACGAUGAAGCUUUUUCCACUGAGCCUUUGAAAAACACCGGCAAAGGCACUCCUCUGGGAUUUUACCAUGUCCAAAAUAUUUCAGUGGAGGUGACUGAGUCUUUCAUUGAGUACAUCAAGACCAAGCCUAUUGUGUUUGAGGUGUUUGGCCAUUACCAACAGCACCCACUACAUCAACAUGGCCAGGACUUCAUCAGUCCUCCAACACCUUCCAGGAAAUACUAUCCAAUUCCAAUGCCGCUGUCUAAACCUGACCAUACUCGUAAGAUAGAGUUGGUCCGCUACCUGAUGAGCGGCUAUAUGAAUGGCAAAGUGCUGGACACGCUGUCUGAGCACGCCAAUGCCCUUGCCUCAUCUGCUGUGGCCAGCCUGGAUGAUGAGGCUGACCAGCUGUCGCACUUCCCCUUCCUCCCGGUGCCCGAUGACCCCGUGUUCAUUGUGCCCAGGCACCAUGUUCCAGCCACCAAGUUGAACACAAUCACAAAGUCCAACUUGGGCCAAUGUGUCAGCAAAUACGACCUACUCGUCUGGUUUGAGAUCAGCGAACUGGAACCUACUGGAGAGUAUAUUCCAGCCAUAGUAGAUCACAGUGGAGGCCUGCCUUGCCAUGGCACUUACCUGCUGCACCAGGGGAUCCAGCGGAGGAUCACUGUGACGCUCAUCCACGAGAAGGGUAGUGAACUACACUGGAAGGAUGUUCGCGAGCUGGUCGUGGGUCGUAUAAGGAACAAGGCUGAAGUAGACGACGGCGCUGCUGAUGCCAUCCUGUCUCUCAACAUCAUCUCUGCCAAAAACAUCAAAUCAUCCCACAACUCCAACAGGCUUUCUAUUGAUAAAGAUAUUGAUAGGACCUUCUACCGCUUCGAGGCAGUGUGGGACAGCUCCCUGCACAACUCCCUCCUGCUAAACCGAGUCACUCCUUAUGGAGAGAAGAUCUACAUGACGCUGUCUGCUUAUCUGGAGCUGGAUCAUUGCAUUCAGCCUGCCAUUAUCACCAAAGACAUCUGCAUGGUCUUCUACUCCCGGGACGCAAAGAUCUCCCCUCCCCGUUCCCUCAGGAACCUCUUCGGUAGUGGAUAUUCUAAAACGCCGGACUGUAACCGAGUCACCGGAAUCUAUGAGCUGAGUUUGUGCAAGAUGUCUGACUCUGGAAGUCCAGGCAUGCAACGCAGGAGGAGGAAGGUCUUGGACACAUCUGUGGCGUAUGUGCGUGGUGAAGAGAAUCUGGCAGGUUGGAGGCCCAGAGGAGACAGCCUUAUCGUGGAACACCAAUGGGAGCUGGAAAAAAUGGAGCAGCUUCAGGAGGUGGAGAAGACUCGCCACCUCCUCCUGCUAAGAGACAAGCUGGGAGAAACCGCUCAUAUGGGAACGGCUCCGACCACAAAGUCACUGAGCGAGUUGUUGUCUCCAAGCAUGAGCUCGGGCACCUUGUCCACCUCCACCUCCAUCUCCUCGCAGAUCUCCAGCACUACCUUCGAAAGCGCCAUCACGCCCAGUGAGAGCAGCGGCUAUGACUCUGCUGACAUUGAGAGCCUAGUCGAUCGUGAGAAGGAGCUGGCCACUAAGUGCCUCCGCCUCCUGACUCACACCUUCAACAGCGAGUACAACCAGUUGGUGAACAGCAUCAGCGACUGCAAGCUCUCCGACAUCUCUCCGAUCGGACGUGACCUGUCGGUGACCAGCUUCAGCAGCGCCACCCUCACACCUUCCUCCACCUGCCCAUCUCUGUCAGACUCCCGCUGUGGCUCUGUAGAACAGAAGACACCAGAGAACUGCUCCCGUGCGUCCAGCCCUUCCUGCUCGGAUUAUGAAAACUUCCCGAUGGUGCCCACACUGGAGGCGUCCUACCUUGCCCGUGCUGGGAAGAACGAAUUCCUCAACUUGGUGCCUGAUAUUGAAGAAAUGAGGCCAGGAUCUGUCGUGUCCAAGAAGGGUUUCCUGAGCUUCAUGGAGCCAAGGUCCAACUCGUGGGUGAAACACUUUGUGGUCGUGCGGCGGCCUUAUGUCUUCAUCUACAACAGCGACAAGGACCCAGUGGAGCGAGGUGUCCUUAACCUUUCCACAGCGCAGGUGGAAUACAGUGAAGACCAGCAAGCCAUGCUCAAGACACCCAACACGUUUGCUGUGUGCACGAAGCACAGAGGGAUCCUCCUGCAGGCCAACAACGAGAAAGACAUGAACGACUGGCUGUACGCUUUUAACCCUCUGCUUGCGGGAACCAUCAGGUCCAAGCUGGCAAGGAGGCGUAGUGGUCUCAUCAAGAACUGAAGAGGACACCGCCAGCUUCGAUAUUUCUAAAAAAAAAACAAAAAAACAAAAAAAGGAAAAAAAACCGCCUUUGAACAAACCAAGUGUUAACACCUAAUAAUCAUUGUGAUUCUUGGCAGUUUUCUCUUGUAAGUAGACUUGUGGCUUUAAAGUCUCCUUUCCUGCGACUAAACGUUUGACAAAAGACCUCCUCACACCUUCCGACAAGCCGAUUUAGCGCUCCUCCCCUCCCCCUGUAUCGAUCCUCUGUCUUUUGCUUUCUUCACAACAACAUUUUGUUCUGCUUUGCUGUCUUUCACCCAUGCGUCGCUUAACUAGUAGCAUGUUGUAAUAGUGUACUUGUGUGCACGAUUCUGCAGAUAAUGUUUGUCGGGCCACUCAUUUUCCGUUUGCCAAUCAUGUGUAAUAACGUCCCAUCAGUGUUAUUUGUCUCCCUUUUUUUGUUUUGUUUGUUGAAAUAAUUGCCGCAUGAUAAGAGCAGCCGUCCUCAGGAGAACACACAGUUUGCUUACUGAUAACAAGUCAUGAAGGGAACAUAUAUGAUAUUUAAUCGCUCCAAGGAAUGCUCCUGCAAAAUCUUGUCGGAACAAUUGCUGCUAAAGUGAAUAAGAUUUGCUUCAGGUUACUGCCUCUUUCUAACAUAAACACUUAGGCCCCUCCUCCUGUAACUAUCUCCAUUAUAAUAGAUAACAUUCAUAACAAACACGGUGUUGAGGUUCACAUCUCAGAGAGAGCCACAAUGUGUAAAUAACCAGCUCUCUCUCUGAGUGAUAACUAACAAUCAUGCAUGGAUAAAAGUGUCAACAAAGAAUAUGGUUUGAUGAAGGAAGAGGAUCUUAUAUCAUGUGCGCACAUUGAUAACUGGUCUGAGGUCAGUGAGCGUUUUGGGCUCAGCCUGCUUUUUAUGUUUGUUUGUUUUUUUUAGGUUGCAUCCAUUUAAUGUCACUGUGUCGACGCCACAUGUUAUAUCUAUUCUUCUCACUAUUAUGUUGCUAUUACACGUUUCAUAAUUGAACAGGGAAGUUUUAUUGCAAUAUUUGAGUUUUUAACCUAAUUUUGCACAUGUGAACACAAUAUAGCAAGACUGGGACCGAUCUUUUUAUUUUUAUAAAAGCACAUAUCAAAGCUACACUGGAUGGUUGUUACUCAAAAAUGUUGAAAGAAGAGAUACUAAGGGACACAAUAUACACAGUUUCUUUAUCCAGGCUAUGGUAGUAUAAAAAUAAUUACAAUUAAUUAGUUCUGUGCAACAUAUGCACUUUUGGCGCCCUCUUUUCUUUGUGAAGGGUGCAGAUGGGCGUUAUUUAACUCUGGCCAACCAACCAGUAGUUGCCUGCUGCACAAUGAAUACAUUUGUGUGAAAUGAAGGUCCACAAAGGGACUAAAAUGUGUCGACUUUUCUCAAAAGUAAUCAUUUGUCCCCAGGUCAGCCAACCUGCUGGGUAUGAAAUGUGAUCACUUAGGAGAACAGCUUUUUCUUGCCAGGGCAGGUUUUUUUUCCCAUGAGUGGAUAAUUUGUAGAGUUCUUGUGUAUUUAUUGUUUGCAAUGUACAUAUUAGUUUGCAGAUCUUUGCACAUAUUAAUAAUAAAAAAUAAGGUUCAACUAACUUAUAUUUAAAAAAUCUGUGGUUUAGUUGCUCUUUAACCAAAUGAUGGCGUGGCAGUCGAAUGUAUUGUGAAGAUGUGCGUAAAAAACAAGCUAAAAGGGGGUAAAAAAGAAGAAAAAUGGAGCCUGUUUUUCCUUGUUGGAGACACUGGGUCGUAUGAUUGCUUCCCUUUUUCAUUAGAAAAGGGAAUAAAGCAAACGUCUGCCUGGGUUUGCAAAUACAUUUACUCACUACUCAUGCUAGCCAGCCAUAAGGUCUUUAUUUGUCUUAUAUCAGGGAAUAUAAUAAUAGGUAGCUAGUGAUAUGAAGAUGACUAACUAUUGUUUGUGCUUCAUCACUUCGACACAUUUCCGUUGAUGCCUUUUUAAACCGAACAAGCUUCCCCUCUUGGCAAUUAUUAUUAUCCCUAUGGAUCACUAAAAGUAAAAAAAAAAAAAAGGCAACCAUUAACACUGUACAUUGUUUUUUUUUUGUUUUCAUACUUAUUUUGUAAAUAUAUGUGUUGUACUGAGCUUGAAUUUAAAAAAAAUGUAAAUAUGUUGACUGUAUUUGUAAUAAUUAUAAUCCAUUCGCUGUAUAGCAUAUAGAUGUGUCAUGCAGAUAUACUAAUAAUUAUAAUCUGUGUACGGUAACCCUGCACCAUUGGUCUGUUUAGUGAAUGAGGAAACAAUAAAAGUGCAAAUUAGCAGAA